Benincasa hispida (wax gourd) is the source of this 2648-nucleotide messenger RNA. RefSeq names its product nuclear intron maturase 1, mitochondrial. Gene Ontology annotation, biological process: mRNA processing. Lineage: Eukaryota; Viridiplantae; Streptophyta; Magnoliopsida; Cucurbitales; Cucurbitaceae. The record is from RefSeq and is a predicted model, not a curated record.
GGGCGACCGGCAAAAACUCGGCCCGAGGAAAAAUGGCUUCGGAGCUCUCACAGACAAACAACUAAGCUUCGGCUUCUAAGCCUCACAAAGAACUGAAGCAGGUUCAGCUUCAAUUCAAUGGCGAAUUCUAAACCCUAUACCCUAGAAACCAAUCAGAGAUGAAGUUUUCAAGAAAAUGUCAUUCAGAACAACCAUCAAACACCUUCAUAGAAACCGCCGAACCUUCGUAGAAUCCUUCUCUUUAGCCCGCUUCAACUCCUCCGCCUCCGCCGUUCACCCACCGCGCCCUCCUUCCAUUUCCCUUCCCCAUCCAAACGAUCAAGACUCCUACACUCACCUCAAAGAAGACCCAAUCGAUAUCUGCUCCUCUAUUUGGGUUAAAGCCUUCGCUUCCCUUCCCAACAGUUCAUUCUCUGAUCUAUCUUCCUUUCUUUCCAAAUUCGAUCUAUGGGUACUCGCGUAUCAGCGUUCCUGUGCGGAUUUGACUGGAAGUUUCCCUCCUCGCAACGCCAUUCAUUCUCACGUUCUACGCGACCUACUUUCUCUUCGCAACGCUGUGAUCAACGGGAAAUUUUCGUGGAACAGGAAGGCUAAUCAGCUAAUUCGAUGCCCAAAUGAUAAGUCUCGGAUUCAUCUCAUUUCCAAGCGCAAGCUUCAAGCUAUGCUUGAGUCCGAUGAACCUUGCUUUCAGGACAGGAUCGUUCAAGAAGUGUUAUUGUAUGUCUUAGAGCCUGUUUUCGAGGCUCGCUUCUCGUCGAAAUCCCACGCGUUUCGGCCGGGCCGGAAUGCCCAUUCUUUCAUUCGAGCCGUCAGAAGUAACUUCGCUGGGUACCUCUGGUUCUUAAAAGCGGAUUUGAGCGAAGUUUUUAGCCGUGUUGAUGAAAAUAUGGUGAUGGGUUGUUUAGAGAAGGCUGUCAAGGAUAAAAAAGUUUUGCGUUUGGUCAAGUCUGCUCUUCAAUCACCGAGGCAGACUCGGCCACGAGUUGAAGAUAAUGAGGUGGUGAAGAAGACGAAGAAAAGGAAAGGGUCUACGAAGAAGAAGAAGAUACUCAAUGAGAAUGAACCCAAACCUGACCCAUAUUGGUUAAGAACAUUCUUCCAUUUCGCACCAGAAGAAGCUGCCAAGGUACCUUCUUAUGGCCACUGUGGUAUUUUGAGUCCUUUACUUGCUAAUGUAUGUCUUCAUGAAUUGGAUCUUGUAAUGGAAGAUAAGAUAGUUGAAUAUUUUAGGCCUUCUAAGCUUGAUUCCAUCUGGAGAGACUCCAUUAAUGAUGGCUGUCAUAACCCAGCUUGGCCGGAGUUUGUUCCAGCUAGUGGCAAGGAGAAAACUAGAAAAAUGGAUUAUAUACGAUAUGGAGGGCAUUUCUUGGUGGGUAUUCGAGGGCCUAGAGAAGAUGCAGUGAGAAUUAGAAAGGAAAUCAUUGAGCUAUGUGAGAGUAAAUUUGGGAUAAGGUUGGAUAAUUCAAAGAUAGAGAUUGAACAUAUUAGCAGAGGUAUUCUAUUCUUAGACCACAUAAUUUGCCGUAGAAUAAUACACCCUACUCUUAGAUAUACAUCCUCUGGAGGUACUAUUGUGAGCCAAAAGUGUGUUGGAACUUUGCUUUCUGUUACUGCUAGCUUGCAGCAAUGUAUACGCAAAUUCAGGCAGGUUGAACUCGUCAAGGGAGAUAGAGAUCCUGAGCCUCUGCCUUGCAAUCCAAUGCUGUAUUCAAGUCAAGCUCAUACAAAUUCGCAGAUGAAUAAAUUCCUUGAGACCAUGGCUGAUUGGUAUCGAUAUGCUGAUAACCGAAAGAAAAUUGUUGGUUUUUGUGCUUAUGUUAUACGUAGCUCCUUAGCUAAACUCUACGCUGCUAGGUAUCGGCUAAAAUCUCGAGCCAAAGUGUAUAGGAUUGCGUUGCGAAAUUUAAGCCGUCCAUUGAUAGAGAGUAGUAACAAUGCAGCACCUGAGUAUUCUGAUCUUCUGAGAAUGGGACUAGUUGAUGCAAUUGAAGGCGUGCAGUUCUCUCGCAUGUCUAUGAUUCCGUCUUGUGAUUACACUCCCCUCCCUCGGAAUUGGGUCCCAGAUCAUGAGAACAUAUUGCGAGAGUACAUCAAGUUACAAGAUCCAGGGUUAUACUCUGAAUUGUAUAGCAUUGUCAAGAGACAAGGAUUGAGUUUGCCUCAAGACGAGAUAUCUGAAAUUGUAUGGGGCUAUAAGAUCCUUGGUGUCUGUCACUUUAAGAUUAAUGUAGGAAACGGAAUGGAAGGCGAAGAAAAAAUGGAAAGCAAGCAUGAUUUUAAGUUUUCCACAGAAUAAGAACUGAGUCGAAUGUCGGGUCACUUCCAGAGUUAGUUGGCUGGCACAGAGGCAAUUGACGACUGAGUUUGAUACACUUCUUUCAACAGAGAUUAAUUACAUCGAUAACCAAAUUGCAAAGAGGGAAAGUAAGAGACAACAGAACUCAAUAACAAGGGAAAAGAGCAUUACAGAACUCAAUAACAAGGGAAGAGAGAUAAAUGCCUCUACGCUGUGUGGAAAAAGGUACUGCCUGAAACCAGCAUAGUAUAGAACUUUUGGUGCAUAUUAUAUUUAAUUCUUUACCAUCGUCUUGGUGUUGGGAACUAUUUCAUUUUGCCUCGAUAAGGAGAGAAAUCUAAGCCAGUUAACC